Molecule: messenger RNA, 1522 nt
Organism: Castor canadensis (American beaver)
Lineage: Eukaryota; Metazoa; Chordata; Mammalia; Rodentia; Castoridae
Product: PRAME family member 15-like
Biological process (GO): positive regulation of cell population proliferation; negative regulation of apoptotic process; negative regulation of DNA-templated transcription
Cellular component (GO): cytoplasm
Source: RefSeq, a predicted model, not a curated record
AUGAGCAUGAAGGCCCCACCCACCCUCCUGCAGCUGGCAGGGCAGAGCCUGCUGAGGAACGAGGUCCUGGCCAUCUCUGCUCUGGAGAAACUGCCCAUGGAGCUCUUCCCUCCUCUCUUCAUGGAGGCUUUCACCAGGAGAUGCACUGGGAUCGUGAAGGCCAUGGUGCAGGCCUGGCCCUUCCCCUGCCUCCCCCUGGGGGCCCUGAUGAAGACAAGAGACCUGGUGACCUUACAGGUUGCCCUGGAUGGCCUCGAUAUGCUACUUGGUCAGCAGGUUCGACCCAGGAGGUGGAAAUUACAAGUGUUAGAUUUGCACAACGUGCAUCUGAAGUUCUGGAAGAUAUGGUCUGGAAACAUGGCCAAUGCCUGCUCAACAGAGGCCAACAGUAAGAAGAAAAAGCGGCCAACAGAGCAGAAUGGUCCCAGGAUGGAGAGAAAGCCCUUGACGGUGUUAGUAGAUGUGUGCCUCAAGCAAAGCAUCCUGGAUGCCUUUCUCUCCUAUCUCCUUCUGUGGGUCCAGGAAAGAAAAGGUUUAUUACAGCUGGGCUGUAGGAAGUUGAAGAUUUCAACAGUUCACAUCCAAAGCAUCAGGAAGGUUCUGGAAGUGUUGCAGCUUGACUGGAUGCAGGAAGUGCAAGUGAAUUGCACCUGGCAGCUGUCCACACUAGCUGCCUUUGCUUCUUACCUGGGCCGGAUGAGAAAUCUCCUCAAACUACUUCUCUCUCACAUCAAGGUGCCUGCUUCCAUCUCCCCAGAGGAGCAGAAGCAGCUGGUUGUGCAAUUUACCUCUCAGUUUCUCAACCUGGCCUGCUUGCAGGAGCUUUCCCUGGACUCUGUCUCCUUCCUGGAAGACCACCUGGACCAGGUGCUCAGGUGCCUGAGGACUCCCUUGGAAGCCCUCUCAAUGACUGACUGUCAGCUUGCAGAAUCAGACUUGAAGCAUCUGUCCCAGUGCCCAAGCAUCCGCCAGCUAAAACAUCUGAACCUGAGUGGUGUCACCUUGACCCGUUUCAGCCCUGAGCCCCUCCGAGUUCUGCUAGAGAGAGUCUCAGACACCCUGAAGACCCUGGACUUGGAAGACUGUGGGAUAAGGGACCUCCAGCUCACUGCCCUCCUGCCUGCCCUAAGCCGCUGCUACCAGCUCACCACGUUCAACUACUUAAGGAACCCCAUGUCUGUGGCUGUCCUGGAGAAGCUACUCUGCCACACUAUCCAGCUGGGCCACUUAAGCCUAGAGAUGUACUCCACCCCCUGGAGGUCUUAUGGUGUCCAUGGUGCCCACUACCGGAGGAGACUGGGCCAGCUUUGGGAUGAGCUUGCACUGCUAGUGAAGCCGUUAAAACAUCCCAGGACAGUGUGGUACAAUUCCUUGUCCUCUCUGUAGCAACCAGGCACUGUUAAGAACCAGGUCCGAAUCAGUGUCAUGGGUGUAGCUCUAUCUAGUUAGUGCAAACAUUGAAAACUUACUUCUGGGCAUGCAGGAACAGAAACCUGGGGUGUAGGUCCUUCCUAUGGGGGAC